GAUCCUGGGUCAGACGUAACAACCCAGUGUUCGGGUCGUUUUUGCGUUACCCAGAUCCUGGGUCAGACGUAACAACCCAGGGGUUAAGUUAUUUAUCGUAGGCUUUUUGCGCCCUCUUCAGGAGAGAGCAGUGCAGCUCCGUCAGUGCAUGUCUUCAGUAAAAUACAGGUUUGUGUACGUUUUAUUUUAUCUAGAAAUUCUUUAUUGUUCUGUAUAUCGUUUAAUUUUAUGCAAAGCAACAUACAAGCGCGAUAUGAGUCAGCUAAACGAGUGUCACGUGUUUUUCCGCUUGAUGGAAACGCCUGAUGUUUUGCAUAAAAUGUUAUGAUUUUAUUCAAAAAGAUACAGAAUAUAAAAACUUAGGAUGUUCAAAUAUGUUCUCAGAAUUGUACACUGACUAUUUAUGGACAGGUUAUGGAGUCAGUCACAGCAUUUUUGAAACGCAUGAAACGCAGGCGGCGGUCUGAAGUUAUCAGUUCCCCCGCCGAACAUGAGUCAUCUCCGGCACGGGAUCCAGUGCCGUUACGGUGGAAACAGGACAACAGACACUGAUCGAUUAUAGUUGAAUUACUUCUAAAUGUUUAAUUUUUACUUCUAAUAUUUGUUAAAUGAGCUUAAAUGUAGGCAAUAUGUAUUAAAAACGAUAUAAAAUAUGCUAUACUAUAAAAUAUGAUCAAAAAUAAAGGAAUUAUCAUGCAAGUAUUUAAAAAAGUAUUUAAAAAAAGUUUAGAGGAUUUAAGUUAAUCCGUAAACAUUAAUUCAUGUUUGAAGUAAAAGAAAAAAAUAAGCUAGUUUUUAUAGUAAAAAUGAAUCAACCCAUUGCUGGGUUAAAUAAACAACCCAACUUGCUGGGUAAAAUUAAUCCUAUAUUUACCCAGCCCAAAUUGCAAUGUUUUUCAGUGUUUUUUAGAGUGUAAAGGGGGUCAAAAUUACCCAUAUUGGAAUUAUAGGUUUUCUUCAAAAAAUAGAUGUCCUACUAAUGAAAUAAUUAAAAGAACUGAUGAUAUCUAAAGGUGUGCAUCAAACCUGACCUGACACCAGGGGCAGAGUUAGGGGUGGCCGCUCACAACUGCUGUUUCUGUCUCCUUUUUUCUUGACAAGAUCUCAACCAUCAGAACCAUCUCUUUAAGACCACAAAAAAUGGCAGACUUUUCGGACAUGCACUCCAACUUCGCCUCAGUGCCCGGCACAAGACAAAUGAGCAUCAGACGCUGACAAGCUUUUGAAACAAACUCAGAAAUGUUGAAGACUUCACUGAUUGUAUAAAAUCCAAUGAAGGUUGAAUAAUCUUUGAACUAUAAUCUUUGAACUACAGUAAUUAUCUGCAUGUCUCAUCCAUGAAGAUGCAGCAAUGCAGAACAAGCUGUUGGGGGUUUUGAGAACCAGAACAAACUGACUGAGCAAGCUGAGCUUUAGUGUGAGCCCGUUUGGAUACUAUUGUGGACGUGAGGAAUUAAAAAGGUCAAAUUCACGCAGUAUUCCAUGAUCUAAUUCACUACUAUCUCAAUUACAAUCAAGUAUAAAUAGACUGUAGUGUAGGCAAUAAACAGUCCAGUACAUUUUAGUCAAACUCAUUUUUAUGUUGAAAUAAUGAAGAUUUCUGAGCCACCCCUAUGAAACACCUACACGAACACUUUAUAGUUGGUUUUGUGACUGUCAUUCUCUUUAAAUGCUAUUAAUGUAUGUAUGUCGUUUGUAACUUUAGAGACGGUCCCUAAAUUUGCGAAUCUCGCAUGUCCAACAUCAUUUAUGGACUACAAUAUAACCAGUAACAGUACGAUCACAUACAGCGGUGUCCUCCACAGCCAUUGUAUUGCCAAAAACUGUACUUUGUCUGCUGUAUCCGUUUGGAAAAGUACUGGAGAUGUUUUGUCCAGAUGGAGGAGUAACUCUGGAAGUCUUGAAGCGGACUGGGAAUAAUCGGUGAAGAUCGAUUCAUCCGGGGCAGCAGAGGGCGCUGUGACUGCUUGAUCCCCGCGGAAGAUCGAGUCCUCGCGGCUUCAACGCUCCGCUGUGGCGGCAGGACCGGGGUCACAUGACCACUCUGAAGAUCAGCCGAAGACUGUGACGGACACAGAGAAGCUGCUCACACAAAGUGCUGUCAUGGUGAGAACGUAUAAAAGGAAGACCAACCGGGCGAGUACGGCGCCGGAGACCAUGCUGAAGGCCGUCCGGCAGGUGCUGGUGUUCAAGAAGACCAUCCGCGGCGCCGCGGAGGAGUUUGGGAUCAACUAUCGCACGCUCGCCCGCUACUGCACCAAAAUCCCCCGCGAGGAGGUGGAGGGAAGCGCGGAGCAUCCCAGCUGCACGGUGGGCUUCAUCGGCGCAAGGCAAGUCUUCAGUCCGGAGCUGGAGGCGGAGCUGGUCUCCUACGUGUUGAUGGCAUCCGACGUUUAUCACGCGCUCCCGCCGAAGGCCAUCCGGAAACUCUCGUAUCAACUGGCCAAGGGCCAGCAGCUGCAGAUGCCGCCGUCCUGGAGGGAGAACAAACAGGCCAGCGCCGACUGGUUCGCCGCGUUUUUAAAGCGACACCCGCUGUUGUCCGUCAGGACGCCUGAGCCGGCGAGUCUAGCGAGAGCCUUUAACAAAGAGAUGUUUUACGGAAAACUCAAGGCGCUGAUGGAGCGCCACUGUUUUAAGCCCGAGGACAUCUGGAUCAUGGACGAAACGGGAAUCACGACGGCCCAGAGGCCGGAUCGAGUGGUGGCCAGGAAGCAGACAGGAUCUGUGACAUCUCCUGACCGCGGGCCCCUCGUGAGCGUCGCCUGCGUCGUCUCGGCCAGCGGCGGCGGGAUCUCGCCCUAUUUCGUGUUCCCUCGGGUGCAGUUUAGGGAGCACUUCCUCACGGGCGCGCCCACUGGAAGCUCCGGCGGCGCACAUAUCAGCGGAUGGAUGCGGGAGGAGCAGUUCCUCGACUUCUUACGGCAUUUCGUGCGACAGACCAAAUGCUCCCUGCAGAGACCCUGCCUCCUGCUCCUGGACAUCCACGUCUCGCACCUGUCCAUCGAUGGCCUCAACUUCGCCAAAGCCAAUGGCGUGGUGGCGCUGUCCUUCCCGCCGCACCUGGAGCGCUCGGUUUGCGGCCCGCUCAAGCAGUGCAUCAACGCGGCCAUUGACAGCUGGAUACUGGGAAGCCCGGGGAGGAGUGUCACGAUCCAUCAUAUUCCGGGAAUCAUUGCGACGGCGCUGCCACAGGCGGCCACUGCGGACAACAUCACGGCCGGGUUCAAAGCCUGUGGGGUUUUCCCCCUCAACCCAAAUGUGUCUGACCAACUAAGUCUUGUUACGGACUGUCCGGUCGCUCCUGUGUCCAAUGGCUCGGACUCGACACAUGAUACUCCCGAUCCCUCGUGUCCUUCACCAGACCCGUCGCUCUGCCACCCAAAACCCACACUGGAGACGGAUGGCUGCCGUAUCGACUGGCUCGCCUGCGAUUAGUCCUUGGAUAAAAGAGAGAAGCAGGACCUUGAUCUCAAACAUUAACUCUCCUUACUCCAGAAUCUCUUUGUCUUCUAUAGUCACACACACUCUGCUCUCUUUUGAUACAGUUUCGUUCAAAUCAACAAGGUUUUUUGUUUGUUUUUCCAUUGUUGCUGUUUCAUGAACUGUUUCACAGCUGUAUUACGGUGUAAAUUAUUGCUGACAGUGAUUAAAUAUGACACAUUUUACAUGCAUACACUGUGGAAGAUGACUUUUUUGCUACUCUAGAAAGUGUUCUUCUCUAGUCAGUGAUGUUAAACAGCAGCUACGGCUGUGACAACAUGCCCCACUAUAGAUGUUGAGCAUGAAAGCGCAGAUGGAUGUGAUCUGCUGUAAAUCAGUAGGAACUGAUCUGUCCAUGCUGGAUAUUGAGGAUUUCAUCAGUGAAAUCUGUCAGCUGAAGAAAGAGGUGGCGUCACUGGAGGCAAAGCUGAGAGAAAGAGGAGACAAACCCAACAGAGAGGAUCUGGAGAAGGUUUCAGUGUGUGUGACUGACGGGACAGAAGCUCAGGAUUCACUCUGGAGAUCCAGAGACACACAGGACUCAGAGCUCAGCCUCACUUUACUGUGUUAUACUGACGCUCAGGAUCAUGGAUCCGCUGAUCAAACCUCUGACUGUAACGCUGGAGAACAGCAGAUGCUGCAGACGCCGCUGAAGAUGUGCUCCGUCAAACUGGUGGACUGCAGGAACCUGAUAGAGAGCAGAGGAGAAAAAACCACAGCAGAGGAACAACAGCAGAGUCAUGAGGAGGAGGAGGAGGAUGAGGUUACUCCAGAUGAGAAUGGUGGAGAUGAAGAAAUGGCCUCGACAUCAAAAGAUAAGCCGACAGCCAAGAGUUUUUCCUGCGUGACCUGCGGGAAAACGUUGAGCUUGCGGAUAAAUUUAGCAAGACACGAGAGAACACCCACAGAACAGAAAGACUGCAGGAGAUGCAAUAUCAGCUUUCCUUCCUCGGAAGUGAGGAGACAUCAUUCAAAAGAGCACAAGAAGUUUCGCUGCGAGCAGUGUGGGAAGCAGUUUUCCGUGUCUUCUAAUCUGAAAGUUCACAUGAAGACGCACACUGGCGGAAAGUCUUUCCACUGCAGCGAGUGCAACAAGUGUUUCAGCAGCAAAGGGAAUCUUGAUUUUCACAAGCGAACCUACACGGGUGAAAAGCCGUACAAGUGCCCUCACUGCGAGAAGAGCUUCAACCACAAGCCCCAUCUGAAGAAGCAUGUGCGUGUUCACACCGGAGAGAGGCCGUACCAGUGCAGCAAAUGUGGGAAAACCUUUGGGAACUCAACUGCUCUGAAGACACACCACAGAACACACACUCAGGAGAAGCCGUAUCAGUGCAAACACUGCGAGAAACGAUUCCGACAGGUUUCUCAGCUGCAGUGUCAUGAGAGGAUUCACACCGGAGAGAGGCCGUACCUGUGCUCCGACUGCGGGAAGAGUUUCUCCGACCCGCGGCAUUACCGGAUUCAUCAGCAUCUGCACACGGGAGAAAAGCCUCACGACUGCUGCAUCUGCGGGAAGAAUUUCAGUCAGAUCUCAAACCUACAGAAGCACCAGAGGAUCCACACGGGAGAACGACCGUUCAAGUGUUCUCAGUGUGACAAGACUUUCGCUCGAUCAGACGUCCUGAAGGUCCAUGAGCGAGUUCAUACAGGAGAGAAACCUUACCGCUGCUCCAUCUGCGGCGAGAGAUUCACUUAUUUAGGGGGUUUUCAGAACCACCAGAAGAAACACACUGAAGAACAAACCUGAAAUCAUCAUUGUAGCUUCUGUUUUCUGUUUCAAAGAUUCACUUUGGUCCCGUUUUGAAAAUAGGUGGGAUAUCUGGAGUCGACAUUGCUGUUCAGAACUUUCAUAGCACUACAUAGAUGAUUCAGUUGAAUAAAUUGCAUUAUAUUACAAUAUAUUUAUGAUUUAGAGUGCUGAAGCCCUGAGUAUUUGAACUCAUUUGAUAUUUUAAUGACAGAAGACUGUAAAUUGAGCUUGUUUUAGUGUUCUCAAUGUAACUUUAUUAAGCAACAUGUAAACAAACAGAAAGGACACUGCUGUGUGAAAUUAAAUAUUACUAUUGUAUACUGAAAAAAGCAAGACUUUAAAAUGAAUAUUCUA
Ctenopharyngodon idella (grass carp) is the source of this 5587-nucleotide messenger RNA. RefSeq names its product zinc finger protein 664-like. Gene Ontology annotation, molecular function: DNA-binding transcription activator activity, RNA polymerase II-specific; RNA polymerase II cis-regulatory region sequence-specific DNA binding. Gene Ontology annotation, cellular component: nucleus. The coding region runs from base 3776 to 5230 and encodes 484 amino acids. The record is from RefSeq and is a predicted model, not a curated record. Gene Ontology annotation, biological process: regulation of transcription by RNA polymerase II. The transcript is spliced from 6 exons. Lineage: Eukaryota; Metazoa; Chordata; Actinopteri; Cypriniformes; Xenocyprididae.